AUGUCUUACACGGUUAAAAACGAAGAUAAAUUGGGAGCAAUUUUAUUCCAGGUUCAGGAUGAUCUGAAACAACUCAGAUGUAAUCUUGAGGAAAUCGCUAUCAGUGAGAAGGGAAAAACACUGGACGUUCAAGCCUUGGACACUGCCAUUCGCAAAACGGAGAGUAGCAUCAGGAAACAUGCAGAGGAUUAUCUGAAAACAGUGACUAAGCAGGUUCUGGUUCUCCCAAGCAUUGAAGACUUACAAAAAAAGACAGUGCAGCUUCCCAAAUGGAAACCUGCUCUGGAAAGUAUCCCAGAUAUGCAUCCACAAAGAGAAGACAUUCCAGGUGCUUCACCAAGGGAAAAGCACAAGUCAGCUUUGACCAUGCGUUUGCUGUAUAAUCCUGGUCACCCAAACAACAGAGCCAUUAUGCACCAGAAAUUUGGGAUAUCACUACCUAAUGUCCACAAGAGGAGCAGAACUGCUGCAAAACAUCAUGGAAUAAUCACCGGCCCUGUUGUGAGUCUUCAGGCCAUUGAACAAAAGGGUCGUCAUAGUCUGACAAUGCUCGAAGAAGAGAUGGGGACAGUGCCAGAUACAAGUUUGCUUCACAUGUCGCUCCAACACAAGGCUGCUUCUCUUCACCCCAGAGAGAAUUCAUAUUCUUCUAAGACUGGUCUGAUAGGCUCGAAGUUCAGGUGUCUCAAGCAGCUGAAAUGGGAAACAGAACCUGGAUCCACCUGCAAAAGAAUAGGCAGAGAAUGUACACCCCUCUGGACCACCAAGACACCACCUCCCUCCACAACCUCCAAGAGCAUGGACCACAGGGGUCUGAUGCAAGGCACCAACGGUCUUAUCCCUAAAAGCCCUCAAAAUCUACCUGUUCCUGUAAACGUCAGCAAAUACCCCUUUACCAUCAUAAAGGGACAGAUCAACCCAAUGGCGACAGAUUUCUGUCACUUCAAGCAGAGCUUUCGCUUGUGCUGGAGCAGUGUGGUAGAUGCUCUGGAGGCCCUGGAAAAGCUGCUCAGGGACUUUGCUGUGCCUCUAGCCAAAGUGAGCGGAGAACAGCUAGUGGAGUUUGGCCAUGGUUGGGAAAAUGGUUGGAGAAAGGCUCCUCCGGUGAUCAGCCUCCUCUCAGUGCUUGAAAACCGGGAGGAGGUACUGGGUCUGGUCUUAUGCCCAGGUCAGCGCUACAAGGGAGUGGGAGGCAUUGAGGCAGCUGCCAUCCACAUCCAGUCCUGCUGGAGGCGCUACUUAGCUCGGACAGCCUACCUGCGCCACUGUCAGCGCAAGUGGGCGGCAGGGACCAUCGCCAUCUCAUGGUUGAUGCACACUCAGAUGCGUCGUGUCAGGAAGGCCCUGCAGGCCCGGCGUUUCAGACAACUGGAGAAUUACCGCAGCAGAGCCCAGCAUCUGGCAGCCAACUGGAAACACAUCCAGUCCACCAAGAGGACCAUUAUCCACAUCCCUUCAUUAGGAUACUCUCAGAGCCAGCGACUGAGCUUGAGGGGAUUUGACAUCCUACAGAACAUCCAAAUAAGCAGACUGUGUGAUAUUAGAGAUAAAAAUGUGGAAGUGAUCUACGUAUGUCCGCGGCAUCUGGAGGAAGACAUCUUGCACUAUUACACCAGCCUCCUGAAGUGUGAUGGAGCCACAGAUGGGGCUGACACCGGAGCAACUCAGGCCUCAUCCUCCGUCAGACGUUUUGUCAUCCUCACACCCGAGGCUGUAGAUUAUUUCCCAACCCACAACAUGUGCCUUUCCACACUGCUAAAGUACAGUCCACGUACCCUGAAGCGCAUCAGGAACCUGAUCCAGGGGAAGCAGACCUAUAUCGUGGGUGGAGUGGCCCAUGUGGAUGACCUGGCAGUGGCUGAUGAGCUAGGAGUGCCAGUCCUGGCUCCAGAACCGGCCAUUGCGCAGCUCUAUGGCACCAAGUCUGGAGGGAGGAGGAUCUUCGCCGGGGCAGAGGUUGAUGUAUCUCCUGGUCAAGGAGACAUCUACUCGCUAAACCAGCUUCAUGAAACACUGGCUGAGCUCAUUGCUCAAAACAUUGGUGUGCAGCGCUGGCUCUUCAAGAUGGACUCUGAGCAUCGUGGCCAUGGUACAGCAUACUGUGAUAUAUGCCAUCUUAGCUGCCAUAACUGGGCCCUGAAGGAAUACCAUCGUUAUGGUCCUGAGCUAUGGAACACAAAAUGGAUUCAGGAGUCUGUCCUGCUCAGAUAUUUAGAUGAGAUCCCUGAGUGGCUUGCCCGUCACGCCCGGCCUGCUAAAGCCUCCUUCUAUCCUAGCUGGGCCUGCUUCCUGAAGACCUUCCUCAGGCAAGGCGGUGUGGUGGAGGCCUACCCCCCAUCAGACAGUGUCACCUGUCUGACGGUAGAUCUGCUGUUAGAGCCCGGGGGUGAGGUGACCAUGCUCUCCUGUGGAGACCAGCUUCACGGCUCCUGUCAACUGGAAACUAUAGGCUCCACUGUUCCUCAGACCUCCGUGCACCCAGAGACCUUGCACUCCAUCUGCAUGCGUGUGGGCCAGUUCUGUCUACAGCGCCUCAUUGUAGGUUAUGUCUCCGUGGACUUGACUACCUUUCUGAACCACAACACCAUGGAGCAGAAGGUGUGGGCUAUUGAUCUGGACUUCACAUACAGUGACCAGCUGGCCAUGACCCAGAUGCUUCUGAUGAUGACUAGAGGAACGCUGAAUGGCCGCACAAGCUGUUUAGAAGUGCCAGUCAGAGAGAAAUGCUGUGAACACCAGAUUGCAGCCAAACCUCCUGUGGUUAACCGGUAUGCAGUCAUUGGGAGCCACUUGUCUCACUCUAACCUUUCCAUGUUAUACCAUAAUGUGUUCUUUAAAAUGUGUAAGGCUCAUGGCAUAGGAUUUAACCGGAAGAUGCAGCAAGGCACUGUUUUUGCUGUUUACGACAGCAGUGAACGAUGCAGGAUUGGAAUGAUAGCAGUCUCCGAAGAUCUCCAGGGAGCUCUGGUGACCUUUGCUCGGAAUCUGUCAGUCAUUCAUCAGGAAAUAUCAGCCUGUAAAACGCAAGGAGAAACCAAUUUUAAGGAGCUGAUCAAGGACAUAGAGGAUGUACUGCAGAUGACUGUUCAGAACAAGAUGCGAGCAGUGGAGGAUAAACCCGCUGCUUAG
Messenger RNA from Chelmon rostratus (copperband butterflyfish), 3129 nucleotides. It is a transcript of the gene iqch, whose product is annotated as IQ motif containing H. Lineage: Eukaryota; Metazoa; Chordata; Actinopteri; Chaetodontiformes; Chaetodontidae. The transcript is spliced from 21 exons. Bases 1 to 3129 code for a protein of 1042 amino acids. Gene Ontology annotation, molecular function: protein binding. The record is from RefSeq and is a predicted model, not a curated record.